This is a messenger RNA of Xyrauchen texanus (razorback sucker), 3831 nucleotides long. RefSeq names its product fibroblast growth factor 14-like. Lineage: Eukaryota; Metazoa; Chordata; Actinopteri; Cypriniformes; Catostomidae. The transcript has 5 exons. The record is from RefSeq and is a predicted model, not a curated record. The coding region runs from base 230 to 982 and encodes 250 amino acids. Gene Ontology annotation, cellular component: cytoplasm. Gene Ontology annotation, molecular function: growth factor activity; fibroblast growth factor receptor binding. Gene Ontology annotation, biological process: regulation of cell migration; cell differentiation; positive regulation of protein phosphorylation.
UGUGAAAUACGAACAGUUGAGUAAUAAAUACUUCACCGUUGUAUUCAUUAUGCUAAUUCAGUGUCUUAUAUCACCAUCCGUUAUGUGUGGAUAUAUCUGAUAAUCGUUCGUUCAUAUCUGAGGGAACAACAGAAAAACAGUCGCAAAAAUGGGACUAUAAGUGAGACAGAUCGGACGGGUUGUUGUUGUCUGUGCGUUGUGUGUAGUUCAACAGCCCUGUUUUUGAAACAUGGCAGCGGCAAUUGCCAGCGGUUUGAUCCGCCAGAAGAGACAGGCACGGGAACAGCAUAUAGACCGGCCAUCCACCAACAGAAGGAGAAAAAGCCCCAAUAAAAAUAAAGGGCUUUGCAAUGGGAACCUGGUCGACAUCUUCUCUAAAGUGCGAAUCUUCGGUCUCAGGAAACGCAGACUACGACGACAAGAUCCCCAGCUCAAGGGUAUAGUGACCAGGUUAUAUUGCAGGCAGGGAUACUACUUGCAGAUGAACCCAGAUGGAUCUCUUGAUGGGACCAAGGAAGACAGUAGUAAUUCUUCGUUGUUCAACCUCAUACCUGUGGGCCUUCGGGUCGUUGCUAUUCAGUCUGUAAAGACGGGAUUGUACAUCGCCAUGAAUGGAGAGGGCCAUCUGUACACAUCAGAACUGUUUACGCCGGAAUGCAAGUUUAAAGAGUCUGUGUUUGAAAACUACUAUGUGAUCUACUCAUCCAUGCUGUAUAGGCAGCAGGAAUCGGGAAGAGCAUGGUUCCUGGGCUUGAAUAAAGAUGGUCAGGCCAUGAAAGGGAACCGGGUGAAGAAAACGAAACCAGCUGCUCACUUCCUGCCCAAGCCAUUAGAAGUCGCUAUGUACCGAGAGCCAUCAUUGCAUGACGUGGGGGAGACAGUGCCCAAACCUGCUGUGCUGCCCAGUAAAAGCACAAGUGAAGAUCCAGCUGUCAUGAAUGGAGGCAAACCUGUCAGCAAGGAAGCCAAGCCCACCACAUAGCCAGAUCUCAGCUUGGCCCAUGCUCAACCCUGGAGAGCCGUGCUCCUUUUGUCAGGCUCUCCAUGUAUGUGGAUAAGAUCCAGGCAUCCUUUGCUCUCUCUCCUCCCCUCUCCCUUCACUCCUCUGACUGUUCCGAUCUGUUUUGACGGACUGGCUCUGGAAGGGUUGUCAGCUGUGCACGUAGGAGGAUGCGACUGGAUAAACCAGCUAAACUCUCACCAUGGAAUGCCCUAACCAAUAUGGAAUGCCUUUUGACAUACAAUUAAACCAAUCUUUUUUUUCUGUAAUCGAGACAAUCUACGAGAAUGAAAUUGUGUAUCGCAGGCGUUUGCGUGGUGGUUCUUUUGCCUGCUAAAAUUGUCCCGUUAUAUUCCUUUUAUUAAGCCCUGUUAAAGCAGAGACUGUACAUUUUAGAUCUAUUUUCUAUAUAUGCAGUAACACCAGCUAUGUUGUGGGGUAAUACUGUAAAGAUAUACACAUAUGGACCACAAUCCACAAAUGUUUUGUUAUCAGCUAAGCUCCUGUGUCUCUUUCUUUCUAGGUGUCCCUCACAGCUUGAAUUCCAAAUCUUUCCCUUUGUCGGUUAAUUACGAAACUUGAUGAUGUGUGAUUUUCAAAUGUGCAUUCUCAUGUGCAGUCAUACAAAUACAGUAAUGGAUUUCAAGCUAAAUUUAAUGAUGUGUGUUAUCAUGAGACGUCACUGGUUGCCUGUAUGCAGGGAAUAAUUCAAGAGGAUUAACAGGGCAGUCACCUAAACUCAUUAUCCAAGGAUCAGUGCUCAUGUCGUCUCAUUCUCAUUGUCUAGAAUGACACACAUAUACUUUCAAAGCUAAUGCCAGUGAGUACAUUGGCCAUGGCCACGGCAUUCAAUACAAUAAGCUGGCAUGUGCCAGGGAGGUGUAUACACUACAUAUCACUAUCUAGUUCCAACUAGUACGGUGUAGAUCGGUUUCAACCCCAGUAAAUAGCUGAAUUCUUUUCUUUGCUCUUAAUUUAGAGCGUGGGCUCUAUGAAAAUCUAUAGGCCUUGUAGGCCUCUGGUCAAGGCCCCUCUUUGACAUGCUGACUCCUCUGAACUGUGGGCUAGAUCUUGUGAGCAUAUUAAAUGUGACUCGAGCAGCAGCCGUUGAGAAAUUGUUUACUUGAAGUGUGGUGAAAUGGCUCAUUGUAAGUAGGCACCAUUACUAUUGGCUGCACACCCAUUUUGUUCAGCAAAGGCAUGGGCAAGGUUAGUAUUAUGUUCUAUUCUUGCAGCACUGAUGCAUUGCAAGAGAUGGCUUAUGUAACAAUGUUUUCAAUGUAUAAAUAUAUUACCAAAAAAAUUAAAAAUAGAGAUUUUUUAACUACCAGACAUAACGAUUCUGAAACGAGAGGGGUUUUUCCUAGCUCAGCAUGCAGAGUCCUGUACUGCUCAUCGUUUCCCAGUGAUGACCUCUAACCCAGCAUGCAAAAACAUGUACCCAGUCUGUGCUGGGUUAAAGGUGCUUCAUACCCCAGACACCACCAGUAACACACAAAUUCAGUAGCAACUUUACCCAUAAACCCUCUAUCUGUCCAAGCUUCAACCCGCAAAGGUUGAUCUUGAAAUUAACCAAAGUCCGUAAACACAAGGAAUCCAGCUGAACAUUUUCAAUAACUCUGUGGUGGUCCUCUUCAGCUUAUUUUUCUCACUGUGACAAGGGUUCACCUUGGCAGAGGAAUCACAAAAGAACAAUUGUCUCUCUUGUCGAAUUUUUCACUUUUCAAAACUUGAAGAGGUUCCAUCAGAUGACCUUGACUUAUAUUGUUAAUUUAGUAAAAGACCAAGUGUAUCUAUUACUAAUCACCUGCAUGCUUUUUCUUAUGGACCAAAGUGUGGGAUGGGUAGAAAUGUCUAAAACUAGCUUAAGAAAUGUUGGGAUGAAGAGAAUAAGCAUGAUUAUAUAAGGCUCUCUCAUACUCUGGAUUAAGACCAUUGCACUUUGCGUUUGAAAUCGUCAUCUACUCACAACAUUUAGCAUUUUAUUACCAAUUAGUCAAUUAUCAGCCGAGUUGACAUGAAGCCUGUCUUGCUUUUAACAGUUUUCAUAGAUUGGAUUAAUAGAAUGUUAUGAAGUAAACUAAGGCAAUGCUGCUAAAUACAAAUAUAUUGUACACUUCAUUUGAAGACCUAUAUUUUUAUUUAUUGGGAUUAUGAGCUAGUUUUCAUAUUAGGUAAUGUUCAAGCACAUUAGUUAGACUUAAAUAUCUGUCUGUACAAAGUUGAAUUUUAUUGCUAGAAUGAGAUGUAGUACUAUACAGGAAAAAAGUAGCUUCAUACUGUAUUUGAAAUCAGUUCGAGGCUGGUGUCCCACUUCCACACAAAUCACAAAUCACUCCAAUGAACUCUACAUGCUGGGCUACAGCUGCCCUGCAAACCAGUUAACUGGUUUUAUGAAGGUUGAAUUUAUUUUUGUAAGUGACUGGUGAGUAAGUGUGCAUUUUUUAGUAAGUUUUUUUUUUUUUCUCUUUCAAAUGUCAAACGUGUUUGUUUUGUUCCAUUCAGGUUGUGUGUGACAUCGUUAAAUCGAUAUGAGGAACAAUCGAUGAACAAUUGGUCAUUUCUGUGGAUUUUUCGUUUCGUAUUUUAUUUCCAGUGGUGAAGAAAGGUAUUCAUUGUCUGUUGAUUGGUUUUAAAUGUUCAUUUGACAGUUAAUUCAUCUGUUGCAUGGGAAGAGGGUGGCAAUUAAGAACUGCAUGUUGUAGGCAAUGUGUAUCAUGGACUGUUGGUAUGUCAAUUUACAUACAUAUAUGCAAAGAGUUUGUCUGCACUGUACAGUUUGUGUUUGUUGUAUACACAGAUACAACAUAUUGAAUAAAAUAUUUAUAUAA